AGGCGCGCGGGCGGGAAGAUGGCGGCUGGUUUCAAAACUGUGGAACCUCUGGAGUAUUUCAGGAGAUUUUUGAAAGAGAACUGCCGUCCUGAUGGAAGAGAACUUGGUGAAUUCAGAACCACAACUGUCAACAUAGGUUCAAUUAGUACUGCAGAUGGUUCUGCUUUAGUGAAGCUGGGAAAUACUACAGUGAUUUGCGGAAUUAAAGCGGAAUUUGCAGCACCACCAACAGAUGCCCCUAACAAAGGAUAUGUUGUUCCUAAUGUGGAUCUGCCACCUCUGUGUUCCUCGAGAUUUCGGUCUGGACCUCCUGGAGAAGAGGCCCAAGUGGCUAGCCAAUUCAUUGCAGAUGUCAUUGAAAAUUCACAGAUAAUUCAGAAAGAGGACUUAUGCAUUUCUCCAGGAAAGCUUGCUUGGGUUCUAUACUGUGACCUCAUUUGCCUCGACUACGAUGGAAAUAUUUUGGAUGCCUGUACAUUUGCUUUGUUAGCAGCUUUAAAAAAUGUACAGUUGCCUGAAGUUACAAUAAAUGAAGAGACUGCUUUAGCUGAGGUUAAUUUAAAGAAGCAAAGUUACUUGAACAUUAGAACUCAUCCAGUUGCAACUUCCUUUGCAGUGUUUGAUGACACUCUGCUCAUAGUUGACCCUACUGGAGAGGAGGAACAUCUGGCAACUGGAACCCUAACCGUAGUAAUGGAUGAGGAAGGCAAGCUAUGUUGUCUUCACAAACCAGGUGGAAGUGGGCUGACUGGAGCUAAACUUCAGGACUGUAUGAGCCGAGCAGUUACAAGACACAAAGAAGUAAAAAAACUGAUGGAUGAAGUAAUUAAAAGUAUGAAACCCAAAUAAAUAACCACCACAUUUUCAAAACAGAUUUGUAAAAACUGUAUUUGUUAUACUGUGCACAAACCUUUUAUACUAAAUAAAUAUCAAACUACAUUCUUUUG
Rhinolophus ferrumequinum (greater horseshoe bat) is the source of this 947-nucleotide messenger RNA. RefSeq names its product exosome component 8 (gene EXOSC8). Lineage: Eukaryota; Metazoa; Chordata; Mammalia; Chiroptera; Rhinolophidae. Gene Ontology annotation, cellular component: cytoplasmic exosome (RNase complex); nuclear exosome (RNase complex). The transcript has 11 exons. The record is from RefSeq and is a predicted model, not a curated record. Gene Ontology annotation, biological process: TRAMP-dependent tRNA surveillance pathway; exonucleolytic trimming to generate mature 3'-end of 5.8S rRNA from tricistronic rRNA transcript (SSU-rRNA, 5.8S rRNA, LSU-rRNA); nuclear mRNA surveillance. The coding region runs from base 19 to 849 and encodes 276 amino acids.